AAACAAGUAUCAAACGUCAUUCACCUCUUAACAGAAGGAUCACCAGCCGAACAAAAAGAUGCCCUAGACACCUACUUCCUGCCCGAUGCUUCAUUCAUCCACCCGCUCUGCCGCGUCCCCAGCUUCUCGCAUGUCUCACUGCCGGUGCUGGGAGAGAUAAACUCGAGAUGGGUCAUCUGGAUGGUUUAUCGAUGGUACAAGAUCCUAUCUCCGCGGAUAAUCCUCAAUGUCGAGUGUGAUGAAUUCAACCAGAAAUCCAAGAUUCUCUUUAUCGAAAUCCGCCAGAUCUUCUCCCUCUUCUUCGUGCCGUUCUACAAAUCCGAUGUGCGCCUUACCACGAAACUCAGCCUCGUGCAGUCGGCGGAAAAUCACAAGUACUAUAUCAAGACGCAGGAAGAUUUGUAUCAGUUGAAUGAGGUGGUGAAGUUCUUUUGGCCGGGAGGGGCGACGGUUAUAUGGGUCUGGCAGAUGCUCGCGACGUUUCUGUGUAUUGUGGGGGCUCUGAUGCUGGCACCUGUCACUUGGAUGUUUCAGCGACAUUCAAACAAGGUGAAUGGGGUUCGUAAGCAUCUCUGA
This is a messenger RNA of Lachnellula hyalina, 576 nucleotides long. RefSeq lists its product as uncharacterized. Lineage: Eukaryota; Fungi; Ascomycota; Leotiomycetes; Helotiales; Lachnaceae. The annotation marks the transcript as partial. The transcript is spliced from 2 exons. The record is from RefSeq and is a predicted model, not a curated record.